AUGGUUUGCUUUGGAGACAUUGCUCGUCGUAUGAUUGGGAAGCCUGUCCAGCAGCUUCUGAGGACAUCUACAAGUGCUAAUGCAUAUCCACCUGAUAUAACAAAGCUGGUCUCUCUUAGAUUCACUUUCGUAGUUACAAUGACCCCACAUGGCCAUCCUGUUGCUGUUCCGGCUAAUGCUGCACGUGGUAAUGCUGGAAACAAAGACCAUGGCCAUCUUCGUGCCGCUGAAUCUGGUGAUUCCUCGGGUACAAGUGAUGGUGCAGAUACACAUCAGCUGUUGUCUGCUGGUACAUCGGAUGGCACUCUGUCUUCACCAGGCCCUUUAAACACUCCACCGCCCAAGCUUGAUGGCCUUGAAACACCGGUGUCGAAGAAACGUUCUAGAAGUGGCCCAUCCAAGAGCAGCAACCAUCCUUCCUCUCGCCAUAGGCUUUUCAAAGAGGGUACUGGUGCUGACAUUGCUGAUCCAGACGGUGCAGGCGCAAGAAGAACUAAUUCUUUGCCUCUGAUGCAAAGUCAUCUCAACAAAUAUGGAAAAGAUGAGAUUAUAACCCAUGCCAUCUCCUGUGUGCCUUCUUACAGCGCUGCGUCUGACAAGACUCAGGCUCCUGAAGAUGACCGCUCCUCUGGGGAACCUUCUACCGCUCAGGAGAGCGGCUAG
Molecule: messenger RNA, 663 nt
Organism: Miscanthus lutarioriparius
Lineage: Eukaryota; Viridiplantae; Streptophyta; Magnoliopsida; Poales; Poaceae
Source: the annotation of a GenBank genome assembly